AUGGGGGAAGAUUACGUUGGUUACGGCGCGCUUCUAGGCGCUGCAAGCGCGCUCGAGUGCUCCCCUGCUGCGAUACAAAGCGCGUUGCCGCACAACGCGAACGUCAACUUCGCGUAUCCAAUCCAGGCCAAUGGAACGUUCCAAGUACCAGCAGGCGACACGGGUUAUCCUACUAGCCCGUUAGGACUGCCUGCGCUGUGCGCCGUCUCGGUGCAGGUACAGUCGGUCGGUAACACGACUUUCGGCUUCGGUCUGUUCCUUCCCAGCGAGUGGAAUGGAAGAUUUCUUGCCGUUGGAAAUGGAGGAUUUGCUGGUGGCAUCAAUUGGAUGGACAUGGCACCAGGAAGCCGGUAUGGUUUUGCGAGCAUGUCCACCGACACCGGCCACAACUCAUCUAGCAGCGAUGGAACGUGGGCAUACAACCAGCCGGACAAGGUCGAGAACUGGGGUCACUUGGCCAUGCACGGGUCGGUCGUCGUGGCGAAGACCAUCACAGCCGCUUUCUACGAGAAGGAGAUAAAAUACAACUAUUACUCAGGGUGUUCGACUGGCGGGCGUCAAGGUCUCAAAGAGGCGCAGGAAUAUCCUGAGGACUUCGAUGGAAUUCUAGCGGGUGCACCUGCUUGGUGGACAUCCCACCUUCAGCCUUGGACUGUCAAAGUGGCUCUCUACAAUUUGCCGACUACCGCGGAUUACCACAUACCGUCAUCAUUGUUUCCCGCGGUUGCUGCAGAAGUUAUGAAGCAGUGCGAUCCCCAAGAUGGCCUCAAGGACAACAUCAUCUCUGAUCCCCAGGGAUGCAACUUUCGCCCAGAAGAGCUUCUUUGCGCGUCGAACGUCACGAAUGCCACAGCUGCUGGCUGCCUUACAUCCCCACAGAUCGACACCCUGUACAAGAUCUACACCGAUUCCAUCGGCGACAACCAGACCUUCAUUUUCCCGCAUCUCAACCUCGGAAGCGAAAAUCAGUGGGUCCUUAUAUCCGGCAACGCGCCCAACCCUCUUGGUCCGGACUACGUCAAGUACUUCCUCGGCCUCGGCCCAGACUGGGACUUCUACAACUACAGCGAAGACAUCCAGCGUCUGGCCGACAAAGUGCAGCCCGGAAAUGCCACCGUUGGCUUCGACCUGUCCGCAUUCCAUGCGAAGGGCGGAAAGAUUCUGUCGUACCACGGCCAGGCUGACGGCCUCAUCCCUACUGGCUCAACACCGUACUUCUACAAUCAAGUUACGCGCGAACUGCAACCACGAGGCAUCGACGUCGACGAGUUCUUCCGCUUCUUCUUUGUCCCAGGCAUGGGUCACUGCGCUGGAACUUUUGCUAACGUGAAUGCGCCGUGGUAUUUCGCCGGCGCGAACCAGGCGCUCAACCUGGGCAACACAGUAUACGGUGUUCCAGGGUUCAGGGAUGAGAAGCAUGAUGCGCUGCUUGCAAUGGUGGCCUGGGUUGAGAAUGGCACGGCGCCGGAGCAGAUCAUUGGGACUAAGUACGUCAAUGAUACGACACAGGCGGAGGUGAUGAGGCAGCGGCCGCUAUGCAUGUACCCGAAGCAGGCCAAAUAUACAGGAAGUGGGGAGGUGGACAAGGCGAGCAGCUGGGAGUGCAAGCUCCCGUACUGAGAUUUCAAUGCUGCUCUAGUACACAAUUGAGACG
This is a messenger RNA of Paraphaeosphaeria sporulosa, 1654 nucleotides long. RefSeq names its product feruloyl esterase B precursor. The transcript has 3 exons. Lineage: Eukaryota; Fungi; Ascomycota; Dothideomycetes; Pleosporales; Didymosphaeriaceae. The coding region runs from base 1 to 1620 and encodes 539 amino acids. The record is from RefSeq and is a predicted model, not a curated record.